Cajanus cajan (pigeon pea) is the source of this 1953-nucleotide messenger RNA. Its product is annotated as Lung seven transmembrane receptor family protein. The record is from RefSeq and is a predicted model, not a curated record. Gene Ontology annotation, cellular component: membrane; Golgi apparatus. Lineage: Eukaryota; Viridiplantae; Streptophyta; Magnoliopsida; Fabales; Fabaceae. Gene Ontology annotation, biological process: transport.
UUUUUUUUUUUUUUUCAACUCAAGAAGGACACACAGACACUCCUUUUCUUCUUUCAUCGUAUACACACAAACCUCAAUCUUAACAAACUCAACUCUUUUUUCUUCUUCUCUCUCUCUCUCUCUCUCACACACACUCACACUUCUUGACUCGUCCCUUCGUAGAUCCACUUUCUCUCUCUCUCUGAAAAUGUGUGGGGUCUCUCUUCUGGCCUUUCUGCUGCUGCUAUCCCUCUGCGCCGAAGCUUCGGUUCACGAUUACAGAGGGGAGAAAUUCUCCGCCAAAGGCAACGCCUUCGUCGUUCAUGGAGGCAGCGAAGGAAUUUACGCUUCUGCCCCCAAUCUCACCGAUACCUCCUCCCCACCUUCAAAUCCAGGCUCUUACAUACGGUUUGAAAGAAUUACAUUUCGGAGAAACAAGGAGUUUUCGAACUUUAGUUCAUGGCCAAUUCAAGCUGUUGUUUUUGAAGUUGAAGAUAGAGAAAGAAUUGGUGGUUCGGCCUAUGGGGGUCAAAGGGCUGUCUGCUGCACGGGUGAUCUAGCUAAACUCGGUGUAUGUACCGAAGGGCAGGUCAUUUACCGCCCUACGGUGGAGAAUCCUGACUGGCCUCAAGUUUUUGGUGCCUCUUUUGAAAUGGAUGAUGAAGAGGCAGUGCUGCCAUUGAACACUAUACAAAUCACGAAAACUGGGAUGUAUAACUUGUAUUUCAUCCAUUGUGACACAAGGCUUAAAGAAUUGGUUGUGGAAGGGAAAACUGUGUGGAAAAAUCCCUCUGGUUAUUUGCCUGGUAGAAUGGCACCUAUGAAAGUUUUCUACCAAUUCAUGUCUUUUGCAUAUGUAUUGCUUGGGAUCUUUUGGUUCUCUCAAUAUGCUAGAUUUUGGAAGGAAAUAUUUCCCCUGCAGAACUGCAUCACCCUAGUGAUAACCCUAGGCAUGUUUGAGAUGGCACUGUGGUACUUUGACUAUGCUGAAUUCAGUGAGACUGGAAUCAGGCCAACUGGGACAACCAUAUGGGCAGUCACCUUUGGGACUGUUAAGCGGACAGUGGCACGUUUGGUCAUCUUAAUGGUUUCAAUGGGCUAUGGUGUUGUGAGACCUACCCUUGGUGGGUUAACAUCAAAGGUAGUUAUGCUUGGUGGAACCUUCUUUCUUGCAUCUGAAGUUCUUGAAUUGGUAGAAAAUGUUGGUGCCGUAAGUGAUCUUUCUGGAAAGGCAAAACUGUUCUUGGUUCUUCCUUCUGCAGUAUUGGAUGUGUUCUUCAUUCUUUGGAUUUUCACUUCACUCUCUGCAACUUUAACUAAGCUUCAGACCAGAAGGAUGAUGAUAAAAUUGGAUAUUUACCGGAAGUUUACUAAUGCUUUGGCAGCAGCUGUCAUCGUAUCUGUAGGCUGGAUAUGUUAUGAGCUUUAUUUCAAAUCAAAUGAUGUAUACAAUGAACAGUGGCAGAAUGCAUGGAUCAUCCCUGCCUUCUGGCAAGUUCUGUCUUACUCUCUCCUGUGUGUUAUCUGCAUUCUUUGGGCACCAUCUCAAAGUGCAACACGAUAUGCUUACCGUGAUGAUGGGAGCGAUGAGUUUGAUAGGGAUGAAACUACUUUAACGCUCAUAAAACCAUCACCUAUUUCUUCAAAAGAUUUUCCAAGUGUGCCAGAUGCUAGACCAGUGCAAAGCAGUAACGGGGAUUCAAAUGAUGAUUUAGAAGAAGACAAGAGAGAAUAAACUAGAAUGUAGCUCUGAUUCUAUGCUUCAAUUGUAUCCCUCCUGAAAAUUAGCCCCAUGACUCUUUUCCUUUUAUUCUUUAAUUUCCUUCAUUAGCCUUUACUCUCGAUGUUUUGUCAGCAAAUAGAUCCUUACGAGAUUGGAUUACAUGAUAGAGUGCUGUGUGUUCCUGUGAUGCCAAUGCACAAGAAUAUAAUUUAGUCACUUUUUACUUAUACAAAGGAAGUUUUCUUCAAUUA